Messenger RNA from Arabis nemorensis, 348 nucleotides. The record is from the annotation of a GenBank genome assembly. NCBI's taxonomy places the organism in Eukaryota, Viridiplantae, Streptophyta, Magnoliopsida, Brassicales, Brassicaceae.
AUGUUCCUUUACAUAAAUUCCAACUUUGAUGAGCUCGAGAAGAGACUCACUCUGCAUUUCUCAAGGCCUCAGAUAGUAAACAGUGCUGUUCGUGAACUUGUCCCAUGUCGAUGUGGAAACCACAGACAGCUACACCUUGAGCAAGAACCAGAACAAGUCUUCAACAUUGAAGGACAAUUUGGAGUUUUACCGCAAGAACCAGAACAUUUUUGUAUUGCUGGAGAGAAAAAUGGUUGUGGGAUUGUGCAUGAAGAAGAAGUAAAGUUCAAUUCUGGAUCAUAUGGUGGAUCUAUUAAGCAAGAACAUAAGCAUUCAGAUGAUGAUGAUGAUUACUCACGAAAGUGGUAA